Molecule: messenger RNA, 1643 nt
Organism: Cylicocyclus nassatus
Lineage: Eukaryota; Metazoa; Nematoda; Chromadorea; Rhabditida; Strongylidae
Source: the annotation of a GenBank genome assembly
AUGGAGCAGGACACACCUUACUUUGUGCCAAGUAGUUCAUAUCUGGCUGAUCAAGAACACUACGAGCUGCAGCAGCGCGUUGAAGCAGCUGCCAAUCAUGUUUUGAUGAACUACGAUCGCAUAAUGAAUCUGCCCGAUGUGCGUGUAGAUAUUGAGCCUGCUGAAGGUGUCUCUCGAGAACAAGGCCAGUCCUCGCAAAGCACGUCUGCAGAAGGUCGCGAGCAGGGAGCACGUUCCUCUCAAUCUAUGCGUGAAGCAGCUGAUAGAUUACGUGGCGAGUAUGCUCGACUUCAACAAACAAUCAACCAGAAUCAAGAUGCUCAAACUCUGUGUACAAUGGUCACAGCUAUCGUACCUUUCGUCCUGAUUUUUGUGCUGAAAAUGGUAUUUGAUAACUUUCUGUCCAUCUUCCGAGUUGUCACUGCAGUGGGAAGUUUCAUAACUAUCGAUUCAAGAGUCCAGCAACUGUUUUCAGCAGCACGACCAUCCAAAAGUCUGCGCAUAACAUCCAUACUGAUCUUUGUUGUCUUAUUCUAUUUCACAUCGGGUCUGUACAUCUACGAUGAUGGCUUUGAAUUGACUAAUGCACUGCUUCUUCAAUAUGCGGGUGUUGUUUAUCAUGGUUUUUCUUUUACUAUUUUUGUUCUGAUAAUCACCGACACUUUUGUGAAGAUGCUAGUAGCGGGUUCAAAAAUGAUCGUAUCAUUUUCUGGACUCAGUAUGGGAAUGAAAAGAAAAAUUAAUCAAUUUCUGGAAUACUCGUCUCAAAUGUACCGCUGUGUGAUACCUGUGCCACAAUGGCUACAUUAUUUUGUUGGAGCAGAAGUUGCUGGAUUCACCUUCUAUACAAAUAGCAUUCUAUUGUUUCUCUAUGCUAUCUUGAAGGUUCGCGAAUUAUGGGCUUUGGCUCAAUUGACGAUCAGAUGCGCAGCUCGAAUGGUCUAUUCGACUCCUUACGGGGUCACACCCACGCGAGAAGAGGUUGAGAAAGAAGCCAUGUGCUCCAUCUGUCAUGGGGACUUCACCACGCCCACAAAGUUGAGCUGUUCGCAUAUCUUCUGCGUUUCUUGCAUUGAUACUUGGCUUGAAAGUGAGAAUACAUGCCCAAUGUGUCGAGCUGUUGUUGAGAAAAAAGACAACUCAUGGAAAAGCGGAGCUACGAGUAAGGGGAUACGUCUUUGCUAGGGUUAACAGAGGCUUACAAAUGAGCUGACAAGAUUGUUGAAAUUGCCGUCUUUGAACCAUUUCUUCUGUUUGUUCUCUGGUCUUUCAUUGGUUACCUACGUUCUUUAUUGUAUGUUCUCGGCGCUAGUCUUAUGUAUUGAUUGUAUAGCUCAGUGCUUAGCAUGCGUUUGGUUUAUCGACUAUAAUGUUUGACAGCCUGUCGUUAACACGAAAAAUCUUAUGCAGAAGCCAUUUGACCUCUCGUGCUACUGCUUCGGAUCAGUACCUUAUUAUAAAUUUAGCGAUUUUCCUUCUUACAUCAUCGAGUUCUACCGGUGAAAUCAAGCAGUGACAAAUGAUGACUCACUCUUCAACCUCUCAGGUAGCUCCGUGCUGACACUGAGAAGUGGCAUGAGGCGUACGAAAUUAUGCUUUUGACUAAUAACAGUUAGUGAUAUUUUAGAGCAGAUCAUCGCUGC